AACGACUCGACGUGCUCGAGUUCCAUAGCGUAGAACGAGGACCUUUGGAUAUUAGCUUCCUCGAGGUGGUUUACAACACUGGAAUUCUUUGAAAUCUUGUCUUUUCGUAAAAUCGCAAAGAUGGAAUCGAAUCAGGAAUAUUCAAUGGUACAAACGGAUCCAACAAAGGCAGAUCCCUCUGAUGACGCUAUUAAGAUGUCAAAAUCGUUGGAUGGAAGAUGGGGAUGGGUUGUAACACUCUCCUCCUUUAUGCUCAACUUUUUGGUGGACGGUGUUUGCUACACGGUUGGUGUUUUCUUCCCGGUAUUUCUGAAACAUUUCGGUGGAAGUAAGGCAAAGACUAUGUUACUGAGCUCUGUCAUCAACGGAUUGUCUUUCCUUUUUGGUCCAGUGGCGGGAGCGUCCGUAAACCGAUUUGAUUGCAGGAAAGUGACAAUUGUAGGGAUUAUCAUAGCAAGCGGCGGUUUGUUCCUUUCUACCUUCUCUCCAAACCUUGACGUCAUGAUUCUGUUGUACAGUGUCGUCGGAGGUAUCGGGUUUGGACUUGUGUACACACCCACCAUCAUCAUAGUGAGUUACUACUUCGAAAAACGCCGAGCCCUUGCUACUGGGAUCGCCACUUGUGGAUCGGGUAUCGGGGGAUUUGUAUUUGCUCCACUGUCUGUACUGCUUCUCGAGACGUACGGCUGGCGAGGAUCGUUAUGGAUCAUCACAGGCAUCGUACUGAAUGGAAUCGUCUUUGCUUCAUUCUACAGAUCAGAUUAUCCGCCGAAAGUAAAAGAUGACAACAAAACCAAAUCUAAUGAUGAAAUGACUAUGAAAACAAUGUGUUCAUCCAUAGGGAAGACAUUCGACUGUUCAAUAUUGACGAGUCCUUCUUUUAUAGUGUAUUCCCUCUCAUGUUUCCUUGUCUCAGUAGGUUUUUUUGUUCCGUUUAACUGUCUACCAGCACUAGCCAGUGAUCUUGGUAUAUCGGCCGUACAGGGCGCCCUCCUAAUAUCCAUCAUAGGAAUUUGUAACACCGUGUCAAAUGUUGUGUCUGGUUUCAUAAUCGACCUUCCCUGUGUUGACAAUAUCCUCGCUAACAAUAUCGUUAUUGUGACCGGAGGCGUUGCCACCAUUUUUGUACCAUAUUGCCGUACGUUUGGAUUGCUUGCUGUUUAUUCGGUAGUGUUUGGUGUCAUGAUAGGGGCUUUUGAGGUAUUAAAUUCAAUCAUCAUGGUGGAACUAAAAGGUAUAGAGAGGCUGUCCAAUGGGUUUGGACUGUUGAACAUGUUUAUCGGCUUUGCCAGUAUAGUCGGCUCACCUAUAGCAGGAUCCCUAUCCGAUGUUACCGGGAACUAUGAUGUAGCAUUUUACUUUGCUGGAGGUGUGAUAACUGUGGCUGGUAUUAUUUGUUUUCCACUUCGGAGAAUCGUGACGUGGGAGAGUGAACGACACUCAAAACAGAGGAAAUUCAAGGAGUCGGUACCUGCAGCGGAUACUUGAUGUAAAGCUUAUGUAAAAUGACACCUGUGAACUAUCCAUGUGGAAAUACAUUGGGGAAAAAUAUGUAUUACAAUGUAACUUGGCAUUUAAGUAGAAAAGAUUACGCAUCUCAUAAGCGAAUGAUAUUUCUUUCUUUAUCAACACAAGACUUCUUCAAUUGAACUCAAGCUCAAAUAAAGAGAAUACCGAAGUGCUAACAAACCCAUAAUUUAAACUCAUAAUAGAUAAAAUAAGGGCAAACUGUGAACACAGAUACGGUUUACAAGGAGAUUCUUGAAAAGGACAAGGAAAAUAAGACCAGGUUAAUAGGGACAGUAAGUGUCUUCUGCUUCAUCUGUGACAUCCGCCAUGUAAAUCUAGGUCAAAUUCAAGCAGUGUCACGUCCUCACAUCGACAACUUGGGAAGUGACAACAAGGCAUACAUGAGCAUGAUAAAAACACAUCGACCUUCAUAUCAUACAAGCAAAUUUAACGAUAAGGACUUAAAUCGCGUAAGAUGUUGCCUAAGUGUCGACCCAUUUCAGCAACCUCAUCAAUAAAUCAUGAUAUCGGUGAUAAAUCAGGUAUAGCAACGUUCUGGUUCAUUUUCCAAUGUCUCAGCUAUUCCAUCAGAUUGCCUUUUUCAAAUGUAUAUUUGAUUUCCAUAAAUAUUAUGGGUCAUUUCAGUUAUUAUUUUGCAUUUCGCCAAAAAACCCCUUCCUUCUUAAUCUCUUUAUAAUUCCGAACAAAUUUGGAUUAAAAUGAGAGUUUGUAAAAAACAAACGUGUUUUUGCAUGUACUGCCCAUUUUGUUUUAAUUCAGUGUUUUUGUUUACAUUAACGGGCUAGCUCAUCGCCACGCCCCCUAACCCAUAAAAGGCGAUUGCCACAUCCGGGUUCAUAUAUCAGAGGUCAAAGCUCAUUCGUCAGUUUAACUUGGCAGCUAAACAUUUAGAAGAAAAAAAAUUCAGAAGAUCGCCAUCUUUAUUUAUACAGUCACAGCAAUUUAAUUUGAAUGUUCAACAUCUUGUGCUUGUUGGUUUGUCGUUUAUGCAUCAGUUGGCUUACGAACGACUGGUUGGUAAUUUUGAUCGAACAUUUUGUUAUCUCCACGAAGAAAUUUCGAUCGGUGAAGCUUCCCAUGCAUCAAAACUGUGAGCCAGCAACAGGAUCAACAAAAAACAUGGCGGCGGUACGCACUCUACAGGAACCGUUCCCCCCAAUGACGGCUGUGGAAGAAGCAAACAGACACGGAAAGUAGACUUUUUGCUUUAAUUGUCCCUUGUAUGUAAGUAACGUUAUAUCUGUAGUUUUUCGAUUUGGCGAUGGCGAAUAAAACUGUGUUGGUUUGGGGGCAUAGCCUCAUACGACGUAUGGGACAAUAUUGUGACGAAGACUUCCACCACCAAUCUUGGUUUUCGCCAGGAUUCGCACAGUAUACAGAUGGAUGGCUACUCAGGCGGUACCAUUGACACAUUACGACGAUAUAUGGGCAACAUUCAUUUAUAUCGACCCGACGUGAUCUGUCUACAAAUAGCUGGGAAUGACCUUAGCCGUCCAGAACUUACCCCCGACGUUGUUUUUAAAAACUUUAUUUCUUUGAUAGAGCAGUUGUUCGCUGCCCCAUUUGUGCAAUAUGUGGUAGUGUUUAAACUUUUCACGCGUCUGAGAACUCGUUCUCAUAGAGGUGAUGUAGACAUUCAUGUGUAUAACCAGAGAGUAAAAGAGUUAAACAGCAGGCUUUGUUCCGCCCUCGACGGGAGUGUUUUGGUAAAUUUUGGCGACAUGACCGCAUGGCAGAUUUAACCCGACUGUAAGACUCGGAUGGGGUAAUUUGUUUGAAGAAAUAAUUGGAUUUUUUCGAAAUCAUGUGUUACUCAGAUCAAGAAUCAGUAAAAGAAGUUUUUAUCCAAAGGUUUCAGAAUCUGAAUAAAAAAUUGCGGCCACUUCCUAAAAAGUGAGCCAAUUUUUCGCCAAUCACAAAUGUUUUGGUGUUAUUUUGUUGGAGAAUUAAUGAGACAUUAAGCAAACAGAGCUUCACAGCAUGGAGAUAGUUAUAAUCACUUGACAGAUACAUGUAUAAUUAUAAAG
Messenger RNA from Mizuhopecten yessoensis (Yesso scallop), 3557 nucleotides. RefSeq names its product monocarboxylate transporter 12-like. Gene Ontology annotation, molecular function: monocarboxylic acid transmembrane transporter activity. The transcript is spliced from 7 exons. The record is from RefSeq and is a predicted model, not a curated record. NCBI's taxonomy places the organism in Eukaryota, Metazoa, Mollusca, Bivalvia, Pectinida, Pectinidae. The coding region runs from base 121 to 1488 and encodes 455 amino acids. Gene Ontology annotation, biological process: transmembrane transport; monocarboxylic acid transport.